AAGUGAAUUCUUUAUUCUUUGCCACAAUCUGAGUGUUAGAAUGAUUCGAUUCUUGAUUCUUGCCACCGUGAUUCCUGCAAUUCUGGCUACGCAGGGACUCUUGAGGUGCAAUUCAGGUCACGAAAUGCCAACGAGAACUACCGUUGUUGGCUGCGAUAGUACUCCUUGCAAUGUUCAGUUGGGUCAAAGUGCACAAAUGGAAAUAAUUUUCACAGCUCCACGAGAAAUUACAACACUGACACCUGUGGCCACGGCCUUUCUCCUGGGUAUCGGCAUACCCUACGAACUGCCUCCGGAAAUACAGAGGGGAUGUGAUCACAUUGCGAAUGCUAGAUGCCCAAUAGCAGCCGGAACGACGGUGACGUACAAUUUUGAACUGCCCGUGAGUGCAAAUUAUCCAGCUGUGCGCAAUAUGCCCGUGGAAGUUGCUCUACAAGAUAGCCAAGGAACAUUCAGCUGUGUCCGGGUCACGAUCACAGCGGUACGUGGAUAGAAAGACUGCCUCACUAACCAUGAUAACAUAAUUGCGAUAUCAACUCUAAUCAAUGGAUUUACUCUAAUACCAUUAUUGGUGACACCUGUUUAUCACUUUACGACCUCCCACAAUAAAUUUUACUGUAUUCAAUCUCAA
Molecule: messenger RNA, 631 nt
Organism: Phlebotomus papatasi
Lineage: Eukaryota; Metazoa; Arthropoda; Insecta; Diptera; Psychodidae
Product: NPC intracellular cholesterol transporter 2-like
Exons: 2
Coding region: 41-493 (150 amino acids)
Biological process (GO): sterol transport
Molecular function (GO): sterol binding
Source: RefSeq, a predicted model, not a curated record